Cantharellus anzutake is the source of this 1019-nucleotide messenger RNA. RefSeq lists its product as uncharacterized. The coding region runs from base 165 to 1019 and encodes 284 amino acids. Lineage: Eukaryota; Fungi; Basidiomycota; Agaricomycetes; Cantharellales; Hydnaceae. The record is from RefSeq and is a predicted model, not a curated record. The transcript has 3 exons.
CACCAUUCAUCCUCACUUCCAUGUGCAAUUACUAUCCGCUUUCAGUACUGUUUUCAGUUCUCGGGCCACUCAGGUUUCCAUGAUGUCUAUGAUAACCUGCAAGCUCUGUAUGCUUUAAAUGUUCCUUCUUCGGUACAUUUUCGUCUACCCAUUCCCCCUCCAAGAUGGCUCAAGCUCUGACCUUACGUGCCAAUUUUACUGGCUAUGCCUUUGUGAAUACCACUCCAGAUGUAAAGAAUGGCCGAUUGCAUAGCGAGCUACUCAUAGGUACGGAUCUGACUGAUGCUCUUGCCGUCACCUUUGAAGUAUAUGUCGGCAACGCCAUCGUCAGUAGUCCUCACUUGGGUGACUUGCUAUUUGUUCGAGGCAAUCUGAUCUCCCGCGUCGUCAACGAUGAAUUGGUAGCAUCCUCCUCUCUAUCCACAUGCACCGUCCUUCUCACGGGUCAUCCGGAGGAAAACAUGCAUCCUGAUUCGGAGACCAAUGUCAUUUUUGACAUCACCGGAAUCAUUGCUGCCGUCGAAGAUCGCGCGUUCACAUUGACUACUGGAUCCUUUGACUCUGCGACCCGUCGAGUCAUUCAAUUUCCUGUUUCAAUUCUCAUUCCCUCCACACCACGUUGGCAGAACAUCCGCAUUCCCAACAUUGGUGCACCAUUACAAGUAUCGGCUCGAUAUCGAGACACUCACACCAAUGUGCUUCGAUUUGAUCUCGAGGACUUAGGUUAUCUCCGCUCAGCUGGACCUCUGUCCUCGCCUGGCAACACUAAAAAACGCAGCCUGUUUAAUCGACAGACGAAUCCUGACCAGACUGUGGCGGAGCAAUCUGAACCAAGUUCUUCCUCUACUCUCGCUGCUUCACCGGGGGCCCACUCUGAACACACUACGACCACUUCGGACCCCACUGAUUCCUUUGUCAAUCUAUCUUCAUCUACCUUCUCUUCUACCACUGACACUGAGGUUGCUGACUCUGAUGUCCAUCCGGAUUUCAAUAGGCCCCAAAAACGAGCGAAGAAAUAG